CAGGGACCUAUGCUAUGGGCAAGAAAAAUGGGCGUUGUUGUUGGGAGGUCCAAUGCUAAGCUUACCUUAGGUAAGCGUAAGCUAUAACCUUAAUUGAUCAAAGAUCUUCCCGUUCAGUUGCUGAAAGAUAGAUGCUGAUAAUGUUUCAAAAUGAGAAAAAACGACUCUUAUAUUAUAAUAGAUUUGUUUUUCUUUUUUGUUUUACGCUUUUUAAUUAGAAUUUAUUUUUUUAUUUGUUUUUGGGUCUUUUAUCUUUAAAGAUUUGUACCUCUUUUUACUUUCAUUUAUGUUUGUUUGUUAUUUUCAAACAUUUUCUAACUUUCUUUAUUUGACAUAGUCCCUGUCGCGUAUUGCGCGGAUGAUUCUCUCGAUCUCGAAUUGAGUGAGGCUGGCCCCCCGGGGGAGGCUCGGGGGAACCUGUCCCCCGAUCUCUUGCGGAAAACGAGGCGGCCUUAUACAGGCAAUGGUUGCCCCUGGCGGCUCAGGAACCGGCUCCAGCCGGGGCGGCUCAUACCGCUCACCCGCUUCCCGCUGGGGGGCCAAUCCCGAGCAGCCUUGGCCUGACUUUGGGCCGCCGAGGCUGCUACCGGAGAUAGCCCAAAAUAGGGGGAGUACUCCGGAUAUCAUGGAAGAUAUUUUGAGUACUCCGCCCAGUAGGAGCGAGAAUCGAAGAAUCUAAAUUGGACCUAAUCCAACAGAUUGAGAAUGCAGUCAAAGAGGGGGCAGUCAUCAAAUCAACUAUGUCGAUUUUAGUCUAAUGACUAAAUGGAUCAUUGAUGAUCAAGACGACGAGCGCCCCCCAACUCUCCGCUAUAUCCUAAAGCAGCUCCGUAGUAAGGGAGAGGGAAGCACGUACUAGAAAAGCAUGCUUCAGGCAUGUUGUUAAAUGCCCUUUUUCUGUCGUCUUUGCCGAGCCUGAUUUUCUUUUCUAUGGACGUGUUUUGCUGGAUAAGAUAAGGAGGACCGCCCUUCGACGCUUCUUUCGCUGUAUACCCCCUCCAUCCUUCGGAGGUGGAAGAAAGGGUACUAUAUUUAUCUAUAUAUCUAUAUUUUAGGGCCCCAGAACGCUAAAAAGGUGGGGGAGAAGCAAGCCGAACCUCUGAUCGACCUGGACACAUAAAUAAUUCUCGGGGUCGAGAGAGAUUUGAGAUUCCGUAAGUAACUCAGUGAGUGCUUUCUAAGAAAAGGGCUUGGCUUGGAAGAAGAAAAUGAAAUACGAACAACCGCGCUGGUCGUAAUAGAUCGACUUUCAUGCUAGUUCUUGCUCCAGCAUGAAAGUUCCAUUUCAGGGAAGGACGACGUACCAUGAUACUUUCUGUUUCGUCGAGCCCUGCUUUGGUCUCUGGUUUGAUGGUUGUACGUGCUAAAAAUCCGGUACAUUCCGUUUCGUUUCCCAUCCCAGUCUUUCGCGACACUUCAGGUUUACUUCUUUUGUUAGGUCUCGACUUCUCCGCUAUGAUCUUCCCAGUAGUUCAUAUAGGAGCUAUUGCCGUUUCAUUCCUAUUCGUUGUUAUGAUGUUCCAUAUUCAAAUAGCGGAGAUUCACGAAGAAGUAUUGCGCUAUUUACCAGUGAGUGGUAUUAUUGGACUGAUCUUUUGGUGGGAAAUGUUCUUCAUUUUAGAUAAUGAAACCAUUCCAUUACUACCAACCCAAAGAAAUACGACCUCUCUGAGAUAUACGGUUCAUGCCGGAAAGGUACGAAGUUGGACUAAUUUGGAAACAUUGGGCAAUUUACUUUAUACCUACUAUUCCGUCUGGUUUUUGGUUCCUAGUCCUAUUUUAUUAGUAGCCAUGAUUGGGGCUAUAGUACUUACUAUGCAUAGGACUACACAGGUGAAAAGACAGGAUGUAUUCCGACGAAAUGCUAUUGAUUCUAGGAGGACUAUAAUGAGGAGGACGUCAACCCACGAUCUACUAAAGGGCAAGUAGCUUGAUUCUCCAAUCAUGGUUCGAAUCAAAUUCGUGGGAUGGCAGUGAUCCUUAGCUGGUCAUGGCCAUAAUGUGCUGUUUUCCUCGGAUUCAUUGGAUUAGGCUCAUAUACGUAAUAACAACCUCAAACAGAUAGAUUGGGACAAACACGAUCAAUAGUUAGGGGUGUAGCCUUCCAUUCACUUCUAGCUCGGGUGGGAUCAGGGAACAACCGGUGGAGCCAUCGGCGUGACAAGCCCUUCUAUAAAGCCAGUAGCUCGGGUUCAUCAGACAAUAAUAGGCUUCAUAGUCACCAGCGAGGGGUGUGACAAGCCAUUCUGUAAAGCCAGGGCAUUCAACUCCUCUUCCCCUUACUUAACCCCAACCAGCUAAAGGCGCUUCGGGGAGUAGCCGGAUCCAGAUUGCUUAUGCUACAUUUAUCACUCACCCCUUAAGGCGCCUUACCCCUGGCUGUAGAUAGAGAUACCAUCUAUAGAGAGGCUAUGGAGAGGCUGGUAAUAGCAUCCCUAUCUUUUCUGCAUCAAUUCAUUCGAUUAGCCCUUCCGCUACUAGGGGCACGAUUCAUUAAUUAGAGAGGCGAUUACUUAGAGAGAGGAGGCGCGAUGCAUCAAUUCAUUCCCUACCGUUUUGACUGAGAUGGUCGAUGCUUCUACUGAUGUGGUCGAUCCAAACUCAAUGAUAGAAGCCUUACACGAAGAGAAGGGUCAGCCAGUUUGGAUCGAUGCUUCGAAGAGAAGGGUAGGGUGAGCCAGUUAGAUCGAUCGGGAAAAGAAGGGUAAGCAAAGAGAAGGGUGAGCCAUGAAGAGAAGG
This is a messenger RNA of Macadamia integrifolia, 2739 nucleotides long. Its product is annotated as NADH-ubiquinone oxidoreductase chain 6. Gene Ontology annotation, molecular function: NADH dehydrogenase (ubiquinone) activity. NCBI's taxonomy places the organism in Eukaryota, Viridiplantae, Streptophyta, Magnoliopsida, Proteales, Proteaceae. The record is from RefSeq and is a predicted model, not a curated record.